AGUGAAGAGGUUCGGAAAAGAGGGAGGCUUUAGCAUGGAACUCCCGAGGCUUGGAGAUGUGGUCCCCCAAAAGUUUAGUCGGCGAAUGGGAGACUGAAGGGUGAGGAAAGGGGCAGGCGCGCCUAGAGUGCUCGGAUGGGGCGCGCGGCGGCAGGAUUGUAAAGCGUUCUUCCUCGGACUGCCUGCCCGGGUGACCUCCCGGACCUACCCCUGGCGGAAUCCGGACUUGCCCCGCCGAGAUGACGAGGAAUAAUUCUGCUACAGGGCUGACUUCAAGGACGUGAAUUGGUGACUUCAUCCCAACAUCAGAACCUCAGCUGUUCCUCUGAUUUUUGCAUCAUUCCAGGCAAGUUGACUUUAUGUGGAAAUAAAAUAGAACCUUGGGGUCUGAAUGGAAAUUCACUGUGACAUUCAAAUCAAGAACACUUGCUGAAACCCACAGAGCCUUUUCCUCAUGGGCCCUGAUGGUAGCCUCCAGAAGGUGCAGCCUCAGGUGGUCCCCCUUCUUCUGUGGCAAGAAUAAUCUUUGGGUAUUGGAUUGCAACACCGCCCGUGGAGAAAAUGGUAUGCGAGGGAAAGCGAUCAGCCUCUUGCCCUUGUUUCUUUCUCCUGACGGCCAAGUUCUACUGGAUCCUCACGAUGAUGCAAAGAACUCACAGCCAAGAAUAUGCCCAUUCUAUCCGAGUGGAUGGGGACAUCAUUUUGGGAGGUCUCUUUCCUGUCCAUGCAAAGGGAGAGAGAGGGGUGCCUUGUGGGGAGCUGAAGAAAGAGAAGGGGAUCCACAGAUUGGAGGCCAUGCUUUAUGCAAUUGACCAGAUUAAUAAGGACCCUGAUCUCCUCUCCAAUAUCACUCUGGGUGUCCGGAUCCUCGACACCUGCUCCAGGGACACCUAUGCUUUGGAGCAGUCCCUAACAUUUGUGCAGGCUUUGAUAGAGAAGGAUGCUUCUGAUGUGAAAUGUGCUAAUGGAGAUCCGCCCAUUUUCACCAAGCCUGACAAGAUUUCUGGCGUUAUCGGUGCUGCCGCGAGCUCCGUGUCCAUCAUGGUGGCUAACAUUUUAAGACUUUUUAAGAUACCUCAAAUUAGCUAUGCAUCCACCGCCCCAGAGCUAAGUGAUAAUACCAGGUAUGACUUCUUCUCCCGGGUGGUCCCUCCAGACUCCUACCAAGCGCAGGCCAUGGUGGACAUCGUGACGGCCCUGGGGUGGAAUUAUGUGUCGACGCUGGCUUCUGAGGGUAACUACGGAGAGAGUGGUGUGGAGGCCUUCACUCAGAUCUCCAGGGAGAUUGGUGGUGUUUGCAUUGCUCAAUCACAGAAAAUUCCGCGUGAACCAAGACCUGGAGAAUUUGAAAAAAUCAUCAAGCGCCUGCUAGAAACACCUAAUGCUCGGGCAGUGAUUAUGUUUGCUAAUGAAGAUGACAUCAGGAGGAUAUUGGAAGCAGCAAAAAAAUUAAACCAAAGUGGGCAUUUUCUCUGGAUUGGCUCCGAUAGUUGGGGAUCCAAAAUAGCACCCGUUUAUCAGCAGGAGGAGAUUGCAGAAGGGGCUGUGACAAUUUUACCCAAAAGAGCAUCAAUUGAUGGGUUUGAUCGAUACUUUAGAAGCCGAACUCUUGCCAAUAAUCGAAGAAAUGUAUGGUUUGCAGAAUUCUGGGAGGAGAAUUUUGGAUGCAAGUUAGGAUCACAUGGAAAAAGAAACAGUCAUAUAAAGAAAUGUACAG
Messenger RNA from Odocoileus virginianus texanus, 1717 nucleotides. The record is from RefSeq and is a predicted model, not a curated record. Lineage: Eukaryota; Metazoa; Chordata; Mammalia; Artiodactyla; Cervidae.